This is a messenger RNA of Doryrhamphus excisus (bluestripe pipefish), 2706 nucleotides long. The record is from RefSeq and is a predicted model, not a curated record. Lineage: Eukaryota; Metazoa; Chordata; Actinopteri; Syngnathiformes; Syngnathidae.
CCGCAGAAUAAGAUGAGCCGGAAGUCACUAAACAUUCUCUGCCAGUACAUGGCGAUAUUUUUUAUAUUGAUGAAAACGUAAAAACUUAAAAUGACUUCCCCAGACAAAGAACACGCAAUUAAACGACCAGUGUCUCCAGGUGAAGUUGACCUGGGAAAUAAUAAAAGAAAGCACAAGUGUGUACAGCUGGUGGGAGCCUCCAAGAAAGAACACACUGGGCGUCUUGUCAUUGGAGACCACAAGUCAACAUCACAUUUCUGCAGCAGUAAGCAAAAUGCCCCCCUUUUCCACCAUGGGACCUUUUUUAGUUACCUGGGGGUUUAAAGGGAAAACUGCACUUUUUUGCCCAUCAUCCACAAUCCUUAUGUGAGACAUAAACACAUAUAUGUUCUUGAUUAUUGUUAUUAUUUAAAUAUAUAAUAUUGGACAUACUUAAUCCUCUAAUGUCAUCUGAAAAAGUCACUAAUGCAAUAAUUGGACUUAAUCAGUGGCGCUGAUUCUCACAUAGUCUGAACUAGUUCAUGUUCAAGUUCUUUUUUUACAAAUAUGUUGCGUUCAGUUCAACAUUCUUAGAAAAUUGAAUGUGUUCAAUGAACACGUUAAAGGUUUUUGAUAAAUCUUCCUGGGAUUUUGGUGGAAAAGGGGGCUAUACCUAAAAAAAUACUUAAAUGUGAUGUGUUAUAUCAGGGUCUUUUUUACAUACUGUUCCCUUGUAGCAGCAAUGACAGUGGUGGUUGUUGAUGGUUGGUUUCAUUGAAUGGCAAUGUGAUUGUAGCUACAGUAAGACUUAACACUGACAAAGAUAUUAGUCCAGAAGCUGUCACAGAAACAGUCUCUUCUAUUCAAACUUCUGCACCACCAUGGGCAAGACCAAAGAGCUGUCAAAGGACCUGAGGGACAAGAUUGUAGACCUGCACAAGACUGGAAUGGGCUACAAGACCAUCAGCAAGACGCUUGGUGAGAAAGAGACCACUGUUGGCGCAAUAAUUCGGAAAUGGAAGAAAUACAAGACAACAGCCAAUCUCCCUCGCUGUGGAGCUCCAUGCAAGAUUUCACCUGGUGGCAUAAGGACGAUCACAAGAAAGUCUCAGUCACCAGCAGAGGCUCAGAGCAAAGGGAUGAAAGAGCCCAAGAUGCAUCCCAGCGGGAGCAGCAAGUCUAAAGAUGCACAGCACAAAGUUUAUGAUCCACACCCAAAAGAAACGACAAGGCAAAAUGACAAAACUGUCAGAGUGGGAGAACUGAAUGCACAGAAAUGUACAGAAUAGCCUUUGUGAAAUCACUGUAGCCGGGGGGGUGUUACCUUUUGUAAAAUAAAAAACACUAAAAAUAUCUAUGGUUGAAAUAGUGGUUAAAGUAUGCUUGUUAAUGAUGGCACCUAUAGUGCGCCCUCUAGCGGCAGUUUGAAUACACAUCAUCCAUGCUGUAAAAAUGAAUGCAGAAAGCUACCAAUUAACAUAAGUUAAGAGUACAAAAUGUUUUUAUAUUUUCCAUUUGUCGGACACAGAACCAUAGAUGGUCAUCUACAGUGGGCGUUCAGGUCCGAGCCUAUCAAUGAUUAUAAUUAGUUUUUAAAGAAUUAUGCUACAUGUAUGUCACGUUGAAAUCUACUACAAUUAAAAAACAUGCGUAUUUUAGUUAUCACAGAUAAUCGCCUGCCACCUGGUGGUUUAUGCUAAGCUACAUUAACCUUGUGAUCACUUCAAACUUCUGAGGCAGAACAUAAUGUAAAUACAAUAAAUUUGUAUAUGAAUAUUAAAAGCUUAUAGAUUUAACAAUGGUAUAAUUCUGAGGGCCUUGAGGUGUUUUAUUUGUUUUCCUGACAUGUACCUGACUAGUGUGUAAAGUGUAGUGAUAUAAUCCAACCAGAGGCGGCAGCAUAAAAGUCACCGAAAGCACCGCUGCAACAGCAAAGGACGAUGAACCGGAAGUGACGAACAAGUCGUUGCUUGUACAUGGCAAUUUUAUUGUGUUAUUUAUGUGACAAAUAAGAGAGAACGCUUUUUAAAAUGACUUCUCCUGACGGAAAACAUGGAACUAAACGACCGGCAUCUCCAAGUGAAGAAGAGUCCACGCAGUGGGCUUCAGCUGACCUGGGAAGUGACGAGAGGAGGCAGAAAUUUUUACGGUUAAUGGGAGCUUCCAAGAAAGAACACACCGGACGUCUGGUCAUUGGAGACCACAAGUCAACGUCACACUUCCGCAGCGGGAACGAAGACAAGAAGAUCAACCAGCAGCUGGAGAUGCAGUACCAGCAGGGGAUGGACGGCAAGCUGUCGGGGCGCAACCGCAGACACUGUGGACUGGGAUUCAGCGAGUCCGAUUCUUUUGACGCCCCGCCUGUAGAGAAUCAGAGUGAAGCGCCACCAAAGCCAGAGACGUCUCCGAGUGAAAGCAGCGAGUGUAAAGUGUCAGAGGACAACGUUGGUCAUCCAAACCAAAGAGAAACCACAACGGAAAAGGACAAAAGCGUCCCAGAGAGGGGGGACCCUGAACGCAAAGAAAUGUACAAAAUGUCCUUUGUGAAGUCAUCGUAGGCGGGGUGAGGGACAUUUGUUGAUUGGUGACGUGUUCACCUGUAGGCCAAUCACAGCCAUUUUUUAUGAUUUCUUUAGCCCGAGUGAUUGAUGCUGACGUUUAGGUUUUUUUUCAGUGACUCCCUUUUAUUUUCCUUAUUGCUAAAAAUAAUAAAAGCACACACAGUAA